AUGGUGCCACUCUUACUCUUUCAAGUCGCCCUCAUCGGCUUCUUCGUUUCCUUUUCCAUCCUCACAACCGCCUCGCCGCUCGUCAAGCGCAUCCCCGCCGUCGGCGCGUGCAGCGGCGCCUGCCAGGGCGAUGUCCACGACCCGAGCGUCGUCUACCGCGCCGACACCAAGACCUACUACCGCUUCGUGACCAACAAUCUCAUCCGCAUCGCGACGGCGCCCAGCCUCUCCGGCCCCUGGACCAACCAGGGCGCCGCCCUGCCCAACGGCUCCAGUAUCCAGCUCCCGGGCAGGGAUGACCUCUGGGUGAGAGCCAUCCUCGUCAAUCACGGGCAUUCAUCUGAUCUGAUCGCCGCGGCUAACACGUGAUGGAUUCUUCUAGGCUCCCGACGUCUUCAAUGUCCAAGGCACAUAUUACCUCUACUACGCCGUCAGCAAGAUCGGCUCCGAGACGUCGGACAUUGGCGUCGCCACCUCCAAAACCAUGGACUCCCGCAGCUGGACCGACCACGGCUCCAUCGGCAUCCCCGCCAAUACCGCCUACAACCGCAUCGACCCCAAUCUCUUCCAGCACUCCGCCGACUCCACGCCCUACCUGUCCUUCGGCUCCUUCUGGCAGAACAUCUUCCAGGUCCCCAUGGCAAACCCACCCCUCACCGUCGCGGGCGGAACCACCCAUCUGGCGCAAAACACUUCCUCGCCAGCCUACAUGGAGGGAAGCUACCAGUUCCAAUGGGACGAAUACUACUACCUCUUCUUCUCCUCCGGGGAGUGCUGCAACGUGCCUCCGAAUCUCCCAGCUCCCGGGGACGAGUAUAAGAUUCUGGUCUGCAGGUCUUCCUCUCCGAAUGGCGGUUUCGUCGACCAAGCGGGCAGGGAUUGCCUGACGCAGAACGGCGGCACCCUCGUCCUGGGCAGCCAUGAUGAUGUCUAUGCCCCCGGUGGCCAAGGCGUCAUGUUCGAUCCCCAGCAGAAUUCGCCCGUGGUGUACUAUCACUACGUCAACCCGAGCGUGUCGUACGACUACAGCCAGUUUUUCUUUGGUUGGAACAAGCUGGACUUCUCCAGCGGAUGGCCAGUCGUGGUUUAA
Molecule: messenger RNA, 1090 nt
Organism: Lecanosticta acicola
Lineage: Eukaryota; Fungi; Ascomycota; Dothideomycetes; Mycosphaerellales; Mycosphaerellaceae
Source: the annotation of a GenBank genome assembly